Molecule: messenger RNA, 3167 nt
Organism: Hemicordylus capensis (graceful crag lizard)
Lineage: Eukaryota; Metazoa; Chordata; Lepidosauria; Squamata; Cordylidae
Gene: DECR1
Product: 2,4-dienoyl-CoA reductase 1
Exons: 10
Coding region: 588-1445 (285 amino acids)
Biological process (GO): fatty acid beta-oxidation
Cellular component (GO): mitochondrion
Molecular function (GO): 2,4-dienoyl-CoA reductase (NADPH) activity
Source: RefSeq, a predicted model, not a curated record
UUCACGGAUAUGGCUGGACUUCUUCCGUAUCCGGGCACAGUGUGCAAAGGAACUUAUUCUGCCCCACCGGGACGCUAUCUAAUCUCAGAAAACUAACUUAAAGGAGCAGCGGGUGGCUGGAUAUCUAUGGGUUGUUUUCCUUCCUAACAAGUCUCCUCUGCAAGGCAAGGCGGGUUCUCAAACUUCGUCCCCAGAUGCUGUGGGAAUACAGCUGCCAUCCUCCUCGUGCACAGUGGCCGGAGGCAUGUAGACAAUACAAGCCUGAACUUACUCUGUGUAUCCUUAUCAGUUGGUUCGUUAGAAGCAUCUCGUGGGAUCUAUUCUGACACCCAGCCCAUGAGCAUCUUACCACCCCUUAGACGUCUGUCCGUGGACUCAUUGCAUGGUUUUGGGCUGGCUGCUGUCUCUCACUUCUGAUCCGGGAAAUGGAAUCUAUUAAAAUAACCUAUAUUGCAACAUACCUACAAUGAAGGCUAUAAAUCACUCUUCAGAAAUGUGUUUACUAAGUACUCUUAAGCCAUGGGACAAAAAUACGGUGUCAAAGUGACAACCCUCAGGCUGCCGCCUUCUCACCUCUUCAGAACGUGAUGUUGCCCCCAAGUGCUUUUCAAGGAAAAGUGGCCUUUAUCACUGGUGGAGGUACUGGCAUUGGAAAAGGAAUAACAACUGCUCUUUCUAGCUUGGGAGCAGAGUGUGUUAUAGCAAGCCGGAAACUUGAUGUGUUGAAUAAAACCGCAGAGGAAAUUUCUUCUAAAACAGGACAUAAGGUUCAUGCAGUUCAGUGUGAUGUGAGAGACCCAGCUUCUGUUAGCAAUGCAGUUUCUCACUUAAUUGAAGUGGCUGGACAUCCCAGUGUUAUAGUAAAUAAUGCUGCUGGAAAUUUUAUUUCCCCUUCUGAACGCCUUUCUGCAAAUGCAUGGAAAACGAUCACUGAUAUUGUUCUUAAUGGAACUGCCUACGUAACUCUGGAAAUUGGAAAACAACUGAUAAAAGCACAAAAAGGAGCAGCAUUCCUGGCCAUUACAACUAUCUAUGCAGAAAGUGGAUCUGGUUUUGUGUCACCAAGUGCCUCUGCCAAAGCAGGUGUGGAUGCACUGUGCAAGUCUCUUGCAGCUGAGUGGGGUAGAUAUGGCUUGAGAUUCAACGUGAUUCAACCAGGUCCAAUAAAGACAAAGGGAGCUUUCAGCCGCCUGGACCCAACCGGCACAUUUGAGAAAGGAAUAAUUCAGAGAAUUCCUUGUGGCCGUCUAGGAACAGUGGAAGAGAUUGCAAACCUUGCCACCUACCUCUGCAGCGAUUAUGCAAGUUGGGUUAAUGGAGCAGUCGUUAGAAUGGAUGGUGGUGAAUACGUGUUUAUGGCUGGAGAGUUCAAUGAUCUACAUAAGGUCACCAAUGAACAGUGGAAGGCGAUGGAAGAAUUAAUAAGGAAAACAAAAAGCUCAUAACUUCUUAAACUACUUUUUUGCAUAGAAAAUCUUUCAUGUUACACAUACCCUAAUUCUUUUUAUUCAAUAAUUUUCUGUUGGGGUGCUUAAAUUGCCUAUGAUAUGCACAUUCCUUUUUGUUUAUCCUAGAGAGCUUGAAGGUCUAAUAGUUUCAUGUUACCAUAUUUUUUAACAUUUGUGGAAAUAAAAGUUAAAUUUGAGACUACCCGAUAUUUAGAAGAGGUGCUGACAAACUGUAAAACUUAUGAAUAUGUAUAAAAGAACUAUUGAUCUUGAGUUGUGGCAACAUUAGCCUGAUAGAAGUGUGUACUGAAAGGGGAGGUAUACAGUAAUAUGUUAACGUAAAGGAAAGGGAAGUACAGGCAAGUAAUUCUCGAGUAUUUUUCAACUAAGAUUUAAAAGCUACGAAUAAAGCUACAAGAUUCACAGUCCUCAGUAGGCAACCAUGGCCUAUAUUGGGCCUAGUGAAUCUCGCUCUGUCGCAGAUCACCUUAAGCUGCUACUACGUGUCACAGCCUAGACUAAAUCAUCUCUGUGUGUUUUAACUGCUGCCUCCAAGUAGAAGAUUGGGCUUAUUCUAGCUGAGUCUACUAAAAAGAGCCUUCCAGCUUCUAUUGUAAUAAAAAAUUAAUAGUAUGAUAAAAGCUUUAAGCGUGGGGAGGAGAAAAUGGACAGAAGCUACCAUUUUGAAAAAUAUAGACAGGAAAAUUUACUUUGAAAAUAGUUCAGUUUUAAACUGAUAGUUCCCGUGAAAGGUUUAGUACAAAAACAGCAACCAGAUGAGCAUAAGGAAGGAAUGAAAUGUGAUCAAAAUGCCUCUAAGCGAACCUGUCUAACACUGGGCCCUGACUCAGUGUCCUUUGCAGUCACCUCAGCUUUUCCAGCAAACCCGGCUUGUCCGUUGUUCAGCCUCAGGACCUCUUCUGCUUCACAGUUCUGGGUGUUCAGCCCCAGACUGUUUGUUUUUGCUUUUGAGUGCUUUUGCUUUUUCUUCUCCAGAGAAGUUCCACUCUCUGCUAGUGAUUUCUCAGCUCUUUCCAGCCCCAGCUCUGAUUCUGCUUCAGACUGUUCUGCUUGCACUUCUGGAACUCCUUUCCUAGCACUUCUUCAUCCAACUUGAACUGCACUCCCUUGGACUCUUCCUGUAAGGCACUGCAAACCGAACUUCUUUUUUAGCACUCUGAAUUGUACUACUACUCUGCUGAAAGCAGCUGCCUCAUGUACUUUAACUCCCCUCCCAUUUUUCUAAACCAUCCAAUCAAUAUCACUUAUGUUUUCUCCAUCUUACAAAACAUACCCAAUAAAAUCAAACCUCCACUUUCCUCCAAACUUUUAACUGUCAAACUGUUCUCCAUCAAAAAUGGAACUGUAGAGCAGGAGCUAUGAGCAUUCUUAACACAGGGAAUAAUCAAGGCAAUUGCAACAUGAACUCUUAUAUACAAAAAGAAGAGGUUUAGGCCUUGUUCCUUCACACACUCACAAAGCCAUCAAGUGCCUCUUUCCCUCCUGCUUCCUAUCUUAAUGCUUCUGCAUAUUUUCAUGCUUCCUCAUCAGUUUUGUCUUCAAAAUCCUAGCUGUCUCACACAUAAUAAUAAAGGAACGUGGUUGCCAGGGUAAUAAUGAUAAGAGAGCCUGGCAGCAAGCCAAUCACACAAUAAUUGUAUAACAAAGCCCUAGGUUAUAAUAGUUGUGAUAAUGAUGCUAAUAAAGGAUUGAACUCUG